UGCAAUUCGCGGGGCAAUGACAUAGGACCACGUUUUCCCGCUCACCCAAGGGCACAAUCGGGCCCGGUCACACACCACUCGCAACGACAACCUUUCAGCCUCGCCAUUACAAUAUGUGCCGAUAGAUACCGCAACCGCUUGCGAGUCUGUGAUCUACCAAGGGUGUCUACCAUGCCCUCUCUACUCGUCAUCAUCCUCGUUCUUGAGGUGUUCUCCCACCUGGUCAACACUGUCGGAGCUGCCGCCAUCAACAAUCUGCUUUGGACCGCCCUCAACUACCUCCCCAUCUCGACCGCAAAGGCAGCAGCGCAGCAUCGAAAGCUGCAAACCGACUUUCUCAAGACGCGAAAGGAGCUGAAUGCGACCAGCAGUCAGGAUGAGUUCGCCAAGUGGGCGAAGCUCCGUCGGACCCACGACAAACAGCUGGAGCAACUAGAGAAGAGUAAGCAAACGCAGGAAGCAUCGAGAUCCAAGUUCGACACCUACCUGACCGGCUUCCGAUGGGCCCUCACCAAAGUCCCUCAAUACGGCCUGCCGUUUUGGUUCUCCAAGGAGCCCAUGUUCUGGUUGCCGUACGGCUGGUUCCCCUAUUACGCCGAAUGGAUUCUCUCGUUCCCCAAGGCCCCGAUUGGCAGCGUCAGCAUCGCUUCCUGGCAGUUGGCGUGUUCGGGCAUAGUUACGCUCCUCACCGAGCUGAUUGUCUCGGUCAUAGGACUCGUCUUCGCAGCUAAGGAGAGCAAAGAAAAGCCGGCCAAGGUUCCUGCGUCGUCGAGUAAGACAGCGUCCAAGACCGCGACUGGUAGGUCCGAGACUGGGAAGAAAGAGUUGUGA
Molecule: messenger RNA, 831 nt
Organism: Colletotrichum orchidophilum
Lineage: Eukaryota; Fungi; Ascomycota; Sordariomycetes; Glomerellales; Glomerellaceae
Product: CHD5 domain-containing protein
Exons: 3
Biological process (GO): tail-anchored membrane protein insertion into ER membrane
Cellular component (GO): GET complex
Source: RefSeq, a predicted model, not a curated record